Molecule: messenger RNA, 1140 nt
Organism: Penicillium samsonianum
Lineage: Eukaryota; Fungi; Ascomycota; Eurotiomycetes; Eurotiales; Aspergillaceae
Product: fungal specific transcription factor domain-containing protein
Exons: 2
Coding region: 1-1140 (379 amino acids)
Biological process (GO): regulation of DNA-templated transcription
Molecular function (GO): zinc ion binding; DNA-binding transcription factor activity, RNA polymerase II-specific
Source: RefSeq, a predicted model, not a curated record
AUGCUGCCAGCGCCCUGGUUUCCCACGGUGCAGCCUCACUAUCGCGCGGGAAACAGCCCGAACUGCGAACUCCCACCCGUGCAGUCGGUGACGUCCCCUUGCCACAACAUUCAUCAGCUGCGCCAGCGACAUCGCCAUACCAGCGAUUCUACGACUCCGCCUCAGGCUCACCCGCCGAGGGUGGCCCAGUCUCAGAUGCGCCGCCAUUGGGGCCAGCCCCGGGCAGGCUCUACCAAAUCAAUCUUUGUCGGCCAUAGCCAACCGACAACCACGCAACUACAGUGGAAGCGCGCACAUCGCCAGCGUAGGAAGGAUCCUAGUUGCGACGCUUGUCGCGAGCGCAGGGUCCGCUGUCAAUUCACCAAGGAGACGAACCGUCGCAUGUUGUAUAUCAAACAGGUCCAAGAUCUUGAGAAGCAGCUGCAAAAUUCCAAACAGCAGUUACAUCACCUGCAGACUAGAAUGAUGCGGCCGGAUUGCAUGGCCGAUAUGGAUGGAGGCGUUCCGCAGACGAUAAUCAAGUUGCCCGAAAUCGAGCACCGCCCCAUGCGUCGGUCAAAUGCGCCUUUUCCUCGGGAUUUCUCCGACGUGCGUUCCAAUCUCCGCUAUCAUGGCCGUGACAUCUUGAAUGUGCCGACCCCUUACCGCGCGCGGGGUGCAGAGUCACUGGUAACGGGUGCUGCGGUGGAUCUGCCGCAGAAGCACCUGGCAGACCGUCUCUUGGCGCAGUACUUUAAUUGUGUCCACUCGGUGCUGCCGGUGCUUCACUGGCCUAUUUUCAUCUCGGAGUAUGAGAAGGUUUAUCGGUCGGGCUCGUUGUUGGGAGUUUCCUUUGAAUGGGCGGCUGUUCUAUUUGGCGUGUUCGCCUGCGGUGCUAUUCACACGAUGGAGCCGAAUAGCGAAGAGGAAGGCAAGAAAUACGUUCGCACAUCUUGUGGAAUUAUCAAUGUCUGGCGUGACAACUUUAACCUGGAUCGAGCUCGGGCCGCUUUGUUGGCAAGCAUCUUUCUCUAUUCUCCUCGCCCGAAUCCGCGCCAAAGGUUGCGUUCCCGAUCUCGAUCGCAACGAAGAAACGAUUUCCUACGUCGCGGGCGAUAUGCAAGGGACCAGCGACGGCAGUUAGGUCUGGCACGGCUCUAA